AUGCCGCCGCACAUGAUCCCCCACCCGGCCACGCCCCUGCACCUCUACCGUCACCUCCUCCGCGAAGCUUCCUACCUGCCCCUCCUCUGCCGACCAUGGAUCACUUCGCGCAUAACGACACGAUACCGCGAGUGCGAGCACUCAAGCGGCCAGCGGGCGGCGAAUCACAUCAAGUCCGCGCACGGCAAGCUGCGGUACCUGCGCUCCGCCAACGCGGGCAACGUGGAGCGGCUGCUACACCUGUGCUACUUGGCGACCGGCCGCCUAGGCAAGCGGCGGCGGGUUCUUGCGAAAGAGACGCUGAUGCGCGAGCCUCUGAUGAGCAGCGCCGAUCUUGAGGCCGAGUCCGAGAACGAGCGGCCAAAGCACAGGAAACGAAAGGAAAAGGACUGGCUGGACAACUGGGACACGUCGAAGCUCAGAGCAGUCUCCAAGUCGCAGCUCGAGAAGAAGCCGCGCGGCAAGGGAUUUGAGAUGCGGCGGGCCUGGGACCCGGAGCUGUGGAAGGUGCGGGAGACCUGCCGCGGAUUCACGAUUCGGGAUAGUCAGGUGCGCGCCCGCGAGAGGAGAGGGUACAGGCUCAAUUUCAAGACGCUGCUCCCGCCGCUGCCCAACCACGAGUGGGAGCGGCUCGAGGCACUGGCCACCGGCAAGGGCGCGCCGGAGGAGUACGUGCUGCCACCGCGGAGGCCUGUCGCGCGGAGCAUAAUCGCACACUCCUCUGGCGGGAAGGGCGAAUCUAUCAGUACCCCAGGACCAGGUCUAUCGUGGAUGGACAUCAUCUCCAAGCCGAUGCGGAAGCUCCAGCACCCGGGCUCGCGCAAGAUGCAGUCCCUGUCCGGCCGGAGCGACCUCAACCAAGACCCGCGCGGGCCGGGCCGACCCAUCGACACACGGGUCGUCACGCCGCGCCUGCUGCAGCGCAUGGUGUACAAGCCCGUGUGGGAGGCGAGCGCGCGGAUGAACAGCGAGAGGGACAAGAAGACGGGACAGCCCAGGCACCGGCUGCAGUGGGGCCGGGUGCCCGUCACGCUGAGCCAGCCGUCGAGCAAGAUGCUGCCGUUCUUUGAAGGGGUCAACGACUUUGGCGGUUUCAAGGCGAGUUCUCCGGGGCUGAAGGGUCGGCUUCCAGGAGAGGGGCAGCAAUGGAGAGCGAGGGAGGGCAAGUAUCGGCACCUGGGACCGUCAGCACCUUAG
Molecule: messenger RNA, 1197 nt
Organism: Microdochium trichocladiopsis
Lineage: Eukaryota; Fungi; Ascomycota; Sordariomycetes; Xylariales; Microdochiaceae
Exons: 3
Coding region: 1-1197 (398 amino acids)
Source: RefSeq, a predicted model, not a curated record